Micromonas pusilla CCMP1545 is the source of this 2700-nucleotide messenger RNA. RefSeq lists its product as uncharacterized. Lineage: Eukaryota; Viridiplantae; Chlorophyta; Mamiellophyceae; Mamiellales; Mamiellaceae. The record is from RefSeq and is a predicted model, not a curated record. The transcript has a single exon. The coding region runs from base 43 to 2700 and encodes 885 amino acids.
CGCGCUUCCCCUCGAACCCCGAGAGCACGCGCGAACGAAACCAUGCCGUCUCGAAACGAGAUGCCCGCGCGCGCGCGCGCGGAGCGCAUCCCGCUCCUCAGCGGCGCGAUGUACGACCCCGAGAUCGGCGCGAUCGCGGGCGCGAGCCCGACGAAUUCCAAACCUAAAUCGUCGCGAUCGUUCGUCGCGCGCCACGCGACGCCGCUGUCGCUCGCCGCGUGCGGCGUCCUCGGCACCGUGCUCUUCCUCAGCGGCAGGGCGCAUCACCCGGCGACUCCGGGCUCCGCGCUCGGCGCGGUCACGGACGCGCAGAUCGCGGCGGCGAUGACGAGCGAUCUGCCCCCGACGACGACCACCCCGGACGUCGUCGCGGAGACGACCACCCCGGACGUGGAGACGACCACCCCGGACGUGGAGACGACCACCCCGGACGUGGAGACGACCACCCCGGACGUGGAGACGACCACCCCGGACGUGGAGACGACCACCCCGGACGUGGAGACGACCACCCCGGACGUGGAGACGACCACCUCAGACGUGGAUACGACCACCCCGGACGUGGAGACGACCACCUCAGACGUGGAGACGGAUCCGGCCCCCGCGCCGGACGCCACCGAGGCCGCGGCGGACGAACUCACCACGCAAUCCAUGGACGAGCUCGCGACUCAUGACAACGACGUCGCCGCGGAACCCUUGGACUCCGCCCCGGACGCGGACGUGGACGUGGACGUGGACGAGCCCGAGCCCGCGCCCGAGCCCGCGCCCGCGCCGUUGGUCGAACCCGUGCCCACGCCCGUGCCCGAGCCCGCGCCCGUGCCCGCGGACGAUCACAUGCCCGCUCUCGUGCGCGAGCCGGCGAUGCUCCCCGACGGGUUCGGCGCGAAGCUCGAGGAGAUCGGCGACAUCGAUCACGGCGUCCGCUUCAUCGAAAAGUGCGGCGUCCCGAAGGACAUCGUGGACUACCUCGGCAAGGACGCGUCCAAGAUGGACACGCUCGGGGACUGGAUGGCGAACCACAGGGCGUACCACGACUUCGACGCGAGCACGGAGCUCAAGGAGAUGGAGCGCGCGUGGAAGGCGACCGGCAAGUGCCACGAGGAGGACGACCACGUCUCCGACGACGACCACGACGAUCACCACGACAACGACCACGACCACGACCACGACCACGACCACGACCACGACGACGACGAGCCGACGGACCCGCGCGCGUUCACGAAACUCCACUUCCCGGGACUCACCGACGAGGAGGCGGACUGCGCCAAGUUCCUCGAGAUCGACGGACACGCGGCGGUCAAGUGCGAAGACGACACGGCGGCGUGCACGUCCGCGGCGUGCACGAGGUUCUUCGCGAGGUUGAAGAACCACGGCGGCGGCGACGAAGCGCCCGCGGCGGAGACGCCGACGGAGACGCCGACGGAGACGCCGACGCCGGCCCCUCCGGCGCCGGUCGAAGCGCCCGCCGACGCCAACGCGACGACGCUCAGCGCCGCCGACGUCGCGCGCGCGACGGGCGUCGAGCUCAAGCGCGACGAGGCCCAAGACAUCGCCGCCGCGGACGCGGCGCAAAAGGCGUACGAAGCCGCGGACGCGGCGCUCGUCUCGGCGAAGGAGAAUGUUGCCCCCGCGAGACAACGCGCGAAGAAGAUCAUAAUGGAGGCGAAGGCGAACGCGACGAAGAUCGUCCACGCCGCGCAAACGGAGCUCGACGCCGCGAAGGCGGCGGAGUCUCACGCCGCGACCGCCGCGGAGGCGGCGGAGGAAGCCGUCGCCGCGGCGUUCACGCACGCGUCCAAGUGGCACGAGCAAGCGGCGGUGCCGAAGGAUGCGAAUCUCGGCGACGACGACCACGACCACGACCACGACCACGACCACGACCACGACCACGACGACGGCGACGCCGCGCCGGGGAUAGAGGCCAUCCACGCCAUGAUGAACCACGGCCCCGGCGCGACGACCGGAGGCGACGGGACGACGCCCGACUUCCACUUCAUGGCUGACCGCGUGAAAGCCGCGAAAGAGGCGCAGGAGAAGCACCAAGCCGCGGUCGCGGCGACGACGGCCGCGCGAGCCAAGCUCGCCGCCGCGCUCGCCGAGGCGGAGAAGAUCAUGAGCGCGGCGACCAAGGAGGCGACGCGCGUCGUCGACGCCGCGCUCGCCGCCGUUCGCGCGGCGAAGAGCGCGGAGAUUCAAUCCGCGGCGGACGACAAGCGCGCGCUCGAGGCGGCCGCGAUGGCGCUCCAGCACACCGCGAACGACGUCCACGUCGAGGCGAUGCAAAUGUCCAAUUCCUCCGGGCCUCCGGAGCUGUGCCGCGACGUCGGCGAGCUGCCGCCGGGGUUCGGCAAGGUGCUCGAGAAGCACGGCGGCGUGAAGGACGGCGACGCGCUCGUCGCCAACUGCGGCGUCCCGAAGGACAUCGUGGACUACCUCGGCAAGGACGCGUCCAAGAUGGACACGCUCGAGGACUGGAUGGCGAACCACACGGAGUACCACGACUUCGACGUCUCAACGGAGCUGCUGGCGAUGGAGGCGACGUACGCCGCGACGGGGCACUGCUUCGACGCGCACGACGUCGCGCCGGAGCCCGCGAACGCGACCGCGACCGCGCCCGCGAACGCGACCGCGCCGGAGGAGGAGAAGAAGGAGGAGGAGAAGGGCGUCGUCGGCGGCAUCAAGAAGCUCUUCCACCUCGGCUGA